Messenger RNA from Porites evermanni, 14428 nucleotides. Lineage: Eukaryota; Metazoa; Cnidaria; Anthozoa; Scleractinia; Poritidae. The record is from the annotation of a GenBank genome assembly.
GAAAACAAAAACAUGGCGGCUUGCAUGGUUGCGUGGUGCGUCGUGUCGCCGCACCGUUUAACCUUCUUCUUUUUGCUUUUUUAUGAGGUUUUAGCAAUUAAAGUCAACGUACGCGGAGCAAACCAUAUUUGCUCUUCCGGAGCGCAGGUUUUUCAUGUCAAUUUUGGCAAUGGUCCGAUACAUCAAUGCGAUGUUAUGAACACCACUCCACCUUCAAACAAUGGCAAGCCAAGUUGCGCGGAAAAAGCAAAAGAGCGGUUAAAAUCUUCCCAAGGUUUGUACGACAGUGUUAAGUGGGGUGUUUCAGAUCAUGUUAAUAAUCUUGUGAACUAUAAGGCACCUUUGUUAAAAAUUUCAUCUCGCGGCUUCUGUCCAUUCAUGUUUUGCUGUACAGUACACGUGUUUGUGUCAAACUUCAGGUUACAGUUUUUUGAGGUUCUAGUUAUCUUCUCCAGAUGAUUAAUAUAGUCUUUUUCAAUGCAAAUAACGUUUUAAUAUAUCGUAUUGAAUGAUGCAAUGUUAUCAAUCAAAGAAUGAUGCAAUUCACUCAAGACAAUUAAAGAGGUAGUCUCAUGAGCUGCACCACAGGCGGCCCAGACGUAGUGUGUGUCAAUAUAUUAAUAUUCACAUGGACAAAUUAAUGCGAUGAGUCAUCGAAACUCCCAUGAACUAAAAUAGUCCAAAGUCAAAAUAUAACAAAACAAAGCAAAGAUACCUUUAACUGAACAUAUCCUUGUCUUUCCUGGCCAGAUAAUGUGGCAUUUUGUUGAGUUUUGCAAUAUUAUUGUAGGUACUAUCCACUAAAGAAGAAUUCGUCUUCUCCUUCUUUAGUGUUGUACUUCGGCUCGCAUGUGCCCAGUUCAUGAGAUUUACCCUUUAAAUGAAUUAAUAACCUGUUUCAAAUACAAAAAUGUGAUGUACAGGUAUGGUUGAUGUCUCGCAUCAGAACGACAGAACUUCUGUCAUAAAUGAUUCAAAGCUCAUGAGUUCCAUGUUGUCACUGGGACUUUGUAACACUGAUCAGCUGUGUGCUAGUUAAGUACUGUACUUACUUUAAUUUCGUUUUAACCAAUAAUUCGUUAACGUCAUCCUAAGUAUAGGAAGCCUGAGAUACAUAAACUGAUCAUUAUAUAAAUCUCAUUCCUUUUUUUGUUCUUGUUAUGGUGGAGGCAAUCUUCAUAUUGUUUCCCACCCAUAUAAAGAAACCACAGAAAGGCAAAAAACGGGGGUAAUUUUCCAGAGAAUUGCUCUUUAAUUUCCAAUAAUAGAGAAAUUUUAUUUUUGCCUUGAAAAUAUUUUCUGCAAGUAUUUCUCAUUAUUUUGUUUUAUCAGCUAAAAUAGGGAAGAGGGGUGGGGAAGAUCAAAUUAUGGAUUCAUCGUUUUGCCCGAAUUAAAACCCUUAGAUGGAAAAGUCAUCAAAUCCGCCUAAUCAGCAGUAAAGUUUUUGCAACUCCCAAGUUAUGCAAGGUUCUUAACAAUUCCGGGGCUCAUUAAUACAUUUAUACACCAUGCUCUGAUUUACUAAGUUCAAGGCAUCUUUAGUUGUUUAUACUACUACAUGAACAAUCACUGCAAUUUGAUUGGCUUAGAGCAGUGGUAUUUCAGCUCAAUUUGAAAUACCUACAUGUGAAAAUUACAAACCUUUUGUAGAUAGUAGUAUAAACAAAUAAUAGCAUGAUUUGUACGUGAUAUUUGGCAUAAAUAUCACUAGUGAUAUUUCAAAAUUGUCUCAAAUUUCCCUCCCUAACGGCUCGCCAAAUUACACAUAACAAUUUUGAAAUAUCGCUCGUGGUAUUUAUGCCAAAUAUCACUACAAAUCAUGUUAUUACCUAUACUAAUAAUUUCAGCGUUUUUUUGUUCUCAUUGUUGUUUUACUCUCUGUCACAGGCUGUGCCAGCAAGCAAAUGUCUCAUACAGAUACUUGUACAAAGUUUAGUUGUAAUAAAGAAGAGAUGAUACCCACUACUCCUUGUUUCAAGCCUUUGAUGAGUGAUAAAAAGCACUUUAUUAUUCACACACCUGAACACGAUAAGGUAACAUUGCUUCAGGGCAUUUUUUAAAUAUGUAAACAUUGUGUUACUAGAGAUAUUACCUUUAUUAGAGGAGGUUGUGAAUAUAUCUUUUCAUAUGAAAAUGGGCAUGGGUGUUUUUGCCAGUAAAAGGUUCCUGUUUUCUCUCACUUGCUGUAAAAGGUAAGAAAUAUUGAGUGCUUACCAUUUGUAAUGAAAUUUAGGUGAAAAAUUUCUGACAAAUGGUACUGGACUUGAAAAUGUUUCCGAAAAGAGGAAUGGGUUAGAGUUGUGCCAUUUGCAAAACACCAGAUAACGAGUGGGCCUGGGUUAAAACAAAUCACCAUUCUCCUCAAGAGGAAACCUGAUACUGGUUUACCAGACAAAUGGUACAAAACAUUUUGGUUGUUUUGGUGAAAACGGGAAAAAGGUGAUCCUCGAAAGCUAUUAAUUCUUUUCCAGAAAAUUUCCAGCGGGAUAAACCAUUCCAUUUUAAUUCUCGCCGGAAUUUCCGGGUUUUCCAUACAAAUGGUAAGUGCAGACAAAUGGUACAAAAAAUUUCAGUCAUUUCGGUAAAAAUGCAAAAAAGGUAAUGCCUUAAAAGGUAUUACUUCUUUUCCGGAAAAUUUCCACUGGGAUGAACCGUUCCAUUUGAAUUCUUCCUGGAAUCACCAGGUUUUCCUUACAAAUAGUAAGUGCUCAUUAACUAUUUUGUCUUUAAUUUCACACUUGACCAGUCCUUUUCAGUCCUGUCUCAAAGUAUUGUCCACCUGGCCUAGCAGUACAUCCAAUCUUAUGCUUAAUACGAAAUCCCACAGCCAUAUGCAGGGCUGUCACUAAUGUUUCUAGUUGCAGGGUAAAUACAACAUGUUGGUGGGAAAUCAGACAGCAAUUGAUUUCUUUUGGUUCUGUUUUUCUCCAAUUCAAUCAUGAGAGUAGCGAGGAGUCACAUUCUGCAUCGUAGCCGAGGAAAAUCCCUGGCACCCAGCCCUCAAACGACAGCCCUGCAUACAUUAGUACACAUUGUAAUACUUCAACUCUUUUAUUAUUUGAUAUGUGACUUAAAUAAUAGGGAACAUACUUCAUUUAACUUCAUUUCUAUCUAUAAAUGUUUUACUUUUCAGAGUCUCCAUCUAGUCAUAUCACACAAUACAGAACAGAAGGUUAUUUUGACAGGAAACAGUCACAUUGAUGAGAGAGUUGGUGAGCAAGCCAUGCAUAAGCCCCUGUUAUUGAUUUAAUACUUAAAACAUGCAGAGUCAGAAAAAAAUACAACAAAAAUCAGUGCUCAUUUAUGGUUUGAAGGUUGAACUAGUUAGCCAGGUUUUCAUUUCUUUGCUACUCAGAUUCCUCUGGGUUUUUUGCCUCCCAAUACAGCAGAUUAAACCAAUAUAACAGACAUUUUAUAUUCAUCUUUGAGCUGCACUUCUUUGCUGUAUACAAGGCUCACAAUUUCACUUGCAUCUUUUUACUGACCUAUUAGGUUUUGCAACACUUCAAAUGAACAGUGGGAAUUUGGAUAAUGCAAUCGAGCAAUUCACCAACAUAAUAAAGGUAAUUCUAUAAUUGUAUAGAAUUACUGUAUUGUAAAACAAAGUUAAUGGAGCGCGACACCCUCGAUCAGCAACACUUAACGCAACGUUAUGUCAGCCCUUAUCACAUCUGGUAGAGUUUUACUUGUAAAUAGGUAAAAUUACUGGGUUGUACGUAAGUUCACUUCCACAGUUGGGAAAUUACAGAUACAAUAGCGAUGUUUGUUUCUGUUGCAGUUGGGGCUAGUUUUUAAUGUAUCGCUCAUUUUGUAUGCCUAAUAAGAAUAGGUUUCCUCAUGCAUAUCUCGUGGAGCACCUUAGGUGCACAUUCUGUUCAAUGGUAUGUAGUGUUUGUCAUUGGCUUACCCUCAGUUAGCAGUCUGACUAUAAAAGGCCUAGUAAAAAUCCUGUGUCUCGUUCUGAGCUGUAUUGCUAAGUUCGGGGUUCGCAAAUACGCCAAAUUUGGUGUAUUUUAUGCCAGAAUUGUUCAGAUGACUCCACAGAGGUUACGGAGGGAGUCACUUCGACUCCAGAAAUUUUUGGUGAACAAACAGGGAGCCACUUCAAAUCCAGAAAUUUUCGGUGACAAACACAGUUUUGUCCUUACCUUUUUCGCAACAAAUACCAUUAAUUGUUAAUUGUAAACAUUGAAAACCUUAAUUAAAUCAUCAAAAUUAAAGAAUUAUGCUCCAUGACAAAACAGGAAGAGGGUAAAUUACGAUCAAAGUUUACUCGAUGACCGCCAUCAUGGAUUUGAGCUUUCCAAGUCAGCGCACCGCCACAGCUACCUCGUGCAUCCCUCACGAUAGUGUAUACAUCACGUGCUGGAAAGUCUGAAAGUGGCUUUUUUCGUUGUGAUACUUGACUCCAAAUAUUCCAAAAUGACUCCAAAAUUUGUGAAGCAGAAGUCACAGUGACUCCACUCAUCAAUAAAAUUUGCAAACCCUGUAAGUUGAUAGUUCAACCGUCCUAAAGUUUUGUCAUUCCCACCCUUUCCUCCCUUUGGAGGUUUUGUUGUUGUUCUCAAUAAACAUGGGUUCACCGCUUUCUUUUGCCUUCGGUUUAAGUCUUGCGGCAACUUCCCCAAGCUUUGAUUUUAACGCAAAUGUUUGUAUGUGAUUGUAUUCGAGCAUGUGCCGACAGAGUCAGCUCAUAGUGCUGAUAAGAUAAAGCUCCUAGAAAAGAAUAUUCCCUACACCAUGACCAUUAAGUUGCAUGAUGCUGGCCAGAGGAUUCAGCUUGAAGUGCUGUGGAGUGUUAGGCCAUAUUAAGUUUGUUUCUCUUGGACCUACCCGAACUUGUCCAAUCCAGGGCAUAUGUAAUAAUGCUGGGAGAUAAGUAAGGCUUUAUGGUCAUGCUACGGAAGUCGUCUGCCAUGCUGAUUGCGGAGUGGUGUAGCCCGCUUUAUGCCAUAUGUUUUGUUGUCAUGUUUUUAUUAAACUUUAAUUUAAAGCCUAGCUAAAGGAACUGCAACAUUAAAUUUUAUUUGUUUGCUUUGUAAUUUUUUACGUGUAGGAACACCCCUGGGUGACAGCAGCAUAUUUUGGUCGAGGUACAGCUUAUGUUCAGAAAGGCUUACAGGUAUUUCAAAGGCUUUACUCUGUUCAUGGUGUGAAUACAAUUUUCUUUUUCUUUGUAUUAAAAAAAAAGCAUUUUAUAUGAGUGUCAAUGUAUUUAGCAUGAAAGUGCUAAUUGGGGACACUGUAUUUUACGUCUCUUAAUGGAGACGGGACCGCCAUUUUACGUGGUCAUCCGAGCCACGUGAAGGUCCAGCCGCCUGCAGGGCAAAGGAAGUACCUUCAUUUCUCAGUUAUUUUAAGACCCUGAGUAUUGGUCGGGCCCCGGGAAUCGAACCCACGACCUCCCGCUCUGCAGUCAAAGGCUCUACCGACUGAGCUAAUCCUGCCGCGGUUCAUCAUUUUCAGAACAAGGAGAAUGCUGAUGCAGCAAUAGAAGAUUUUUCAUCAAUUAUCAGAUUGAGUCCUGAUAAUCCUGAUGGAUGGAUAAAACGUGCUGAGGUAAUGUAUAAUCAAUAUUAGAUCAUCUGGCCUUCAUCAUGUUAAAGUGUCGAUUAAGGCAGUAGAAGAAAAGUAAGUUAAAAGAAUGACACACUCGAUACAUGUAGGUGGGAAAAAGCAUCAGUCCUUAACUUACUGAUCAUCGAUAAGGCCUUUAAAUAACCUCUGGCAAUAACUGUCACCCGGUAAGACAACUACCGAUUCUUUUGCAAUUUGUUCAUUUUAAUGUGUUGAUAGGUGUUAUCACCCCUGGGAAAUAUCAAAGAGGCAUUAGCAGACAUCAGAAUUGCUCUUGAUCUGAAACCCAGUGCUCAUUUGUAUGUCAUGAGUGGAACGCUUCACUUUAUGCAAGAGGUAUGAACAGACAAAUGAAACUAUAACUUAUUUACAUAAUAAAGGAUUUAAUAAUGCGGUAAUUAAUCACUGAGAAUAAUUACCUGCUUGAUUGUUGGCACAUGGCCUUCGAGCGAGUAGGUCGCGCUAUUUUUGAGCUCUAGUUCGGUGUAAAUCUCUGUUAAAUUUCUAUUACUAAAACCUAAAGCAAAGUGUAAGAAGACGAUAGGUAAACUUAGUCCCAAUUUUUUGCACUAAAUUACAAAAAGACAAAGAUUAUUACCCUGAUGCAACCAUGAUAACACGAGAAAUAAAAUCGUGAAAUCCUAAACCUUAGCUUCUUUCCCAGGUUGCAUUAAACAGAUUUGUCUUUCUUACUUUUGAAUUUAUUAUACUUAUUUCGUCUUUUCUUUUUCUUUGCUUUUUACUUAUUUAAUUAUCUGUGCUAUCUGAUUUGUAAUAGAGUCAAUUUGGCAUGCCUCUACUAGCUUUUUUUUUUUUUUUUUUUUUAACUGCAUUUUUUUUUUUUUUUUUUUUUUUUUAUUAGUUCUUUUUUUUUUUUUUUUUUUUGUUUUUUGUUUGUUUUUUUUUUGCUUUCCUCUUCUUUUUUUUUUUUUUUUUUUUUUGCUAACUGCAUACCCAAAAAUUGUACUUUCAAUAUUAUGAUAAUAAAUAUCUUGUCUUGAUGUUUUUCCUUGAUUUAUUGACUGGCUGACCUACUCAAUGAGUGGGUGAGCGAGUAAGGGAGUGAGUAGGGGAAUGACUUUUAACAAUGUGAGAUUAACCAUGUCUAAAGGAAUUCCAAAAUCCUUAUAACUAAAACUAUAACUUGCAUUUCUGCACAUAAUCUUCUGUUCUAGUGAAUUUAACUGUUGAUGACCUAAAAAGAAACCUUAACUUUUUAUUGGCUUCUUAAGGAUUAUGAGGCUGCCACUGAGAGUUUCGUUAAGUGCCUGGAGACUGAUAAGAAUGAACCAACAGCAAUGUUAUAUUAUGGACUGUCUCUGUACCACAGGGGAAAAGUGAAGGUAAUCAGUUAUACAAUACAUGCAGCAGCUAGUUGUAAAAAAUUCUUUUCAGGAGUGUAGCUCAGUUUAUCAACAACAACAGCAACAACAAUCUUUAUUUUUCCUUUAUUCUAGUUAUUUAAAAAGUGCCCACGGCCUGCAGAUUAAGUUAGGGUUAGGGUUGAUACUGGCUGUUUUUGUUUGAUGCAAAAUAACCGUGGCCACAAACUCUCAAGGGUCGGUUAUUUAAACAAAUUCUAACUUAAACUGCAGUUUAAGAAAUCUUUGGACCUCCAGAUCUCUUCCUUAGUGGGUCAAUUUAAGAAGAUAAAUGCUUUUCCUGUCUACUCUACAUGCUUUAAUGAAACUGUUAACAACAAAUGGUGUUUAGAUAAAAGUGUUGUGCAAACUGAAAAUGAUUUAGAAUGCUGUUCUGUUAAACAAUGGCUAAACUCCAGUUAAAUAACUGGCCCUAAAAUGUCUCUUCCACAUGUAGUAUAGUUAUUGUUACUUACCUGCUUUUUUUUUUUUUUUUCACUGCUUGGGUUGAUUUGUCAGGAGUCCGUUGAGAUUUUUAAAAAAGUUCUUGAGACAAACGUUAACAAGGCAGAGUGCCAUCGCAGCUUGGGCCACGCCUACAGGUGGGUGAUGUAAUAAUGUAAGGGUGAAUUAUUGGAAGUUAUAAACAACUUUUAAGCUCGGAUGGUUCAACUCUGGAGUCUGUUGCUGUAAUAUUAUUAUUGUUUCUCCAUGUACCUACUGGGGGACAACAAGGAAGAGGGUCAGGUUUUGAUCUUUGGAGAAAACAUUACCAACCAACAGUAUGUGGGUAUGUCCUUGCAAGACAUAUUAUGCUUUGGUACUGUCUAUGCGAAUAGAAGGGUAGAUAAGACUUACCGGUAAGCAUUUUUUGUACACUGCUGUGUAAGUGUGUAAAAAUUGAGGUGUUUGUGGUGUAUGUAAAGCUAUGAUAUUUAUGCUGCAAGUGAAUUAAUUUUUUGUCUCAUUAAUUGUUCAGGGAGUUGGGAAGUCCAGACCUUGCCCAUACACAUUUCACAGAAGCCAUCUCUCUAGAGCCAACAGCCUCCCAGGUUUGUAAAAACAUUUUUUACAAAUUUGCUGCUUGAGGUAAAAUGCCUUAAUAAUAAUUAAAACAGCUCUAUAGUGACUGUAAGUAAUGUAGAUGGGGAAGGGUGGUGGCUAAGUUGUUAUAACUGUAGUAAGUUGUUUUGAAAAGUUGUUUAACAGUACUACUUGUUAUCUUCUUUGAUAGAAUUAUCAGUCCAGAGGGAUAAUUAAUUAUAUGAAUGGGAAACCUCAAGAAGCUAUCAAAGAUUUUGAGGUACUACAAUAUAACGGUGAAAAUUCAUAAGUAGCGUGGUUCAAGUAAAAUCACGCAAUAGCAAUGAUGGAAAACAUUUUUUUCUGCAGCCAAACCUAUAUGAAUACAAGUUUCAAUUCCCUGUUUCUGGACAAGGUUUAUUUUUUGUUUGUUUUCUUUUCAACAGGAAUGUCUUAAAUACAAUCCAAGUAGCAUUUCCUGUACUUAUUGGAAAGGAGUUAGUCAUGCUUCAAAAGGAAACUUUUAUGAGGCUGUGAAAUCAAGCACAAAGGUUUGACUGUCAAUCAACUCACUAUUUUAAUACCGCAGGCCUCAUGGUAGUCAUCAAUUAAUCACUGAUUUCUUGGACUUAAAAGUGUGGCAUUUUAUACAUCAUUGUUAUUUUCAACUUGACAGUUUUAAGCUUGUCCCUCUUUUCACUCUUGAGCAAAAACCUAAAGUUUAUUCAUUUUUUGUGACAAGUGUAUAAACUUAGCUUUUUCUUUGACAUGGAAUAUUUACCGGAUUACAUGUAAAUGAUCUCUAUUCUCUCUGGAACUUCUUCCAAAGCAUGCGAAUACAAAGUAAAGGUUAAAGAUGAACUGGUAAUGUAAUAUCAACAAAAUGGGUGGGAAUCAGCAUUGUACCUUGAAUUCACAGGUCUUGCUGACAGAUACAUCUCCUGUGCAAGAUGUGGAUGUUAUCAAAAGCCAUUACCUCAAAGGUGACAAUGUUUUCUCUAAAUUUUUAAUUUAAUUUGCUGUAAUAAUUGAAUAGAAGGUCUUUGAGGACAACUUAAUGAGUCAAACUUUCGCUGAUAACCAGAAGCUAGCAAAAAAUACCCUCCACAGGAGCCAGCCCUGGUGGAUAGGAUACUAGCUUGCUAACACCCCUGGAACAAGUUAGACUAGCCCAUCUUAUGAUUACCUGGUUUAUGUACUACAAAGUGACUAGGGACAUCAGUACUUUUUCCUGGAUAGCAUACUUCUGAUCAAAAGAUGAUCCUCCAUGUCAUAGGUUCACCAUUGUGUAUUCAUUUUCUAUAAAAAACACUUGAUUAUAAUUUGUAUGACUGAUUUAUAUGAUUUACGUAAGAGCUGGACUGUUAAUUAUUUCUCAGAGUAUUCACGGUAUCUUCACUCCCACUUGGACACUCCUCUCUCUGAGUAUUCCCCGGAUGUUGAUCUUGAUGGUCGACUGAGAGAUCUCUGGGUGAAGGGCCUUCCUUUCAAUGCAAGGGUACGUGACUAGCAGACUUUCUUUAAACUUUGAAAUUAACUGCUUUUAAGGGCUAGGACUUUGUAAAUUUCAACUCAUUAUUCAUUUUAACGGUUUAAACAUCUUUUUUUUUAGAAUUACAAUGAGCAGCCUGGUAUCCAGCCUCAUAUACGGUUAGUAAAGAUAGUAGGCAGUCAAUUUUAAUUUGCUUUAAGCAAAGUGGUGCGUCCCAAAGUAGUGUUACCCUAAAACAAUCUGUCUGUGCUGUCAAGGACUUGAUCCGUUGCAAACGGAAGAUUUAGAAAAGACAACGCAUCUUCCAGUGUGUAACUUGCCACUCUGCCAUCGUUGUCUUUGCUAAAUGACCCUAAAUCUGUUGCCUUAUGGAACCAAACUGAAGGGCUGUGACAUAAAAAACGAAAAGAAAUGUACAGGAAAACAAGGUUAAGUCUUUGCUGACAGUAUUCCAGCCCUUGGUGAUUAUCAACAUUUUUUUUGUAACAGAGAAGUUGAAGAUGUUAUUUUCGCCGAUUUUAGUCCAGAGGCUCAGGUAUGCCGAGUAGUGCAUUUGAAAUCGUCUUUUUUUGCGUCGUGUUUGUAGUAAUUUAUGUCAUUAACCCUGUCUUUUCUGAUACCAAACACCUCCUAAUAACUCCUAUUGUCUUCCAUCUCUAGUUGUUAUUAUGCAAAUCCUCCAUUUUGGGUCCUUUGAUUCAGUAUCAUUCGGCUGGUUUCCUGCCCAACAUGAGGCAUCAUCGCGCCAUGGGCCUUGCCAUUCUUGACGUUGCACAAGUUGCUAGUAAGAACUGGAAAGCUGGCAGGUCUUCUAAGAAUAACCAAAAGAAAGCUAGCUGGAGAAGCAUGUUUGAUGUGGCUGUCAAGUGGAGAAGGUAAGAAUAGAUCGACUGUACAUACCUAAAAACUUUUCCAGACAAUUCCUUUCUUACGGGAUUCUUACGGUGAUUCUUUCUUUCAAUUAUUACCCUUAUCUUACAAGACCCUUUUUCUGAUAUUGCCGUCUUAUUUAUGUGUAGAUUGUCUGAUCCAGAGCAGCCAGUAUUUUGGUUGGAUAUGAUGCCAGAUAAAAGCGUCAAAAGCGGCUUUAAUUUCCGGAUGAAUCUUUUAAGGUUUGUUAAGAGACAAUGUACAUCUUACCCCACCCAGUUACGUACCCUCCCCUCCCUGCCAACAAGGCUUGCUCAUAGGUUCUAGAGUGUAUAACAACAUUACCACAGGAAUUUUGACGACACCCCUUUUUACGAACUUGGAGACCUGGUUGACUUUACCAUCUAAUCGAUGUAAUAGAACAGCAAUUAUCUUUUGUAUCUGCUUUGUGUUUGUGCGAGUGACAAAAUGCGAAAACUACUAACAUUACUCCAGAGUUCUUUACACUGACUUUCUGUGACGCAGCGAGACUGCGGGUAGCGUGUCACAAUCACGGACCUUAAAUUCAUAUGAUUGCAGGGGCCAGUUAAAAAGCGUUCGGUACUCGGACUACUUUGACAAGAUUUUUCAGUUUACGAAAACAAUGUUACAGCAUUUAUACAGGUGAGCUAACUAUGAUUCUAACCUUGACUUUUUCUAAGGGUAUAAAUCUAUCGCUCCGCGCUAAGCUUGCAGUAUUUUUCUGUCAUGGUAUGCCUGUGGUUCUAAGCCACGUGACCUAAAAAACAUGUGCUUUUAAGUAGCUUUGAGGCGGCCCUUAAAGAUUGAGUUUGUCUUUCUUAAGUCUUUGAGACUGCUAUCGUUACAAUUUCAAUAACAAAAAUAAAGAGUUCAUUAAAGCAGGAAAUUUGAUUGAAGUUAACCCACUAAGCUGUGGGAGCAUGCGCAUAACGGUACUGACUUCAGGUUGAUUGCUUUCAGAGUGGAUGAACUCAAUUCCAAGGAAUUUAAAAAUAAUAUAGAGAAAGCAAAAACAUGUCGGCAGCUUAUGGAAGUCUUGAAGGUAGGCCUGAAUUGGGACAAGUAUAAUCAAUCACCUUCUCAAAAUAGAUUAUAGGGGUUAGUUUCUAUAGAAACUGUGGUGUUAUGUCGGUUGGCGGGAGUGAACUUAAAAAUUUUGUUUGAUUAAAUCAGUUGAUAAACCACUGACUGUAGAAAGAUUGAGAAGCUGACCUUUGGAGGGCUAACCUGCUUUUAUGUCUCAGUCACUUAUCAGUCUCCUGUUGCUGCUGUACUAAAACCCCGCAUCACCCAGUUCAUUCUAGGAUGCUGUACAACUCAAAAAACAUAGAUAGGUCAAUUGAGCUCUUUCUUCCCCUUUGUUGCCCCGAACGAUUAAAAAAGGCACCAGGAAUGAUUGCACGGUUCAUCCUGAGGUUGUGUUAACCUCAUUUAUGAUCGCACUGUAUCAUUCCUUAACAUUUGAUAGUGCAGAGAGUGGGUCUAGGGGCCUUCUUACAUCCUGCUAAGAAGAUAUUUUCUCAAUUUCUGUUUCUCGUGUACAUUAGCAACACGAUUCACGUAACCCGCAGCCUGGUAUGGUUUUAUCCACUCAUGUAUCAAGUACAAAGGGCACUGGAACGAAAAGUUUAGAAGGAUUAAAUUUAAGUCUCUCUGAAAGGUCAGUUUAUUGCUUAUGUCUUUACAUGCCUUCAUACUAAAGGCAGUCGUACCCUUCAAUCAUUAACACGAAGUGCGAAGGUGAGACCAUAGUAGUGAUGUAAGCUUUUAUUACUUUUCAAUUUUAUCUAGAUUUUAAUAAGUUUAAGAUUUUGGUCAUUCUUUGGUAAUAAUGUCGACCAAAUCCCAACAGUCAUCUCUUGUUCUUCUCCCUCACGCCCAUUGCAUUGCUUAUCUUGCCCCCUCCCCCCUUCCCCUUCCCCCUCCAACACGCGCUUGCCAGGGUGUGCAGGCAUUACUGCGUCCAUGAUACGUUUUAACAACAAGAUUGAAACUAGAGCACGUGACUUCUGUUAUCUUAGCGGUUCCAAUCUUUUGUUCACAAUGGACACCCCAACAACACCAUCAAGGACAGCUGAUUAUCAUUCAGAGCUGGAUUUUAUUUGGGGACAGCUUUAUGAUGAGAUGAGAAAACCAGGCAACAAGGUAAAAGACUCAAGUUUGCGCCUCUUUUGUUCUCGAGACGUGUUUGAAUUGUAAGUGAAAUUGUUGUGAACUGGUCCAUGAGAAAAGUGAAGAACUCUCGGCUCCGAAUUUACAGUCCCACGCGGACGGCAGUUAGAACAACAUCGGUGGUCCCCACUUUGGGAACUAUACAGCCCCCGAAAUGAUCCCCAACCCUGAAAUGAUCCCCAAGUCGACCCCGAAAUGAUCCCCAUUUCUCUUCACGUCGACCCCGAAAUGAUCCCCAAUUAAUUCUUGGAAUGGAAUCAUUUCGGGGUCGGGAUCAUUUCGGGGGCUGUACAGAACAAACAAACUACACGACAGUGACAUCUGUGUUCACCUGUUUUUACAACCAGUUCCUUCACUCUUGUUCGGCAAAAUAUCAUAAUUUACGACUCUAAAUAAUGACUAAACAAUUUUUCGAUUGUUUGCCAUGCCCUCUGUGAUUAUAGUUCAUCAUUUAUGCUUCUCCCACAGGAUGUUGAUAUGGUUGGCAACUACAUUCUCUAUAUGGUUUACUACUUUUUUAAUCUAAUGCCUCUGUCACGAGGAUCAAGGUAAUUUACCCUUUCUUACCAGAUCACGACAUUGCGUAGGUUAAAUAGCCAGCUUUUGUUUGAACACCGCGCUAUAUGGUUCUUUCGAACAACCCGAUAUUACGGCCCCUUUUUAACGCAGACCUCGGUGUAACAAGCGAUUUUCUUUAAUCUAGUUGUAUUUAAUUGAUGAAACAGGGACCCGAUAUAACACACUCGGCGUUACCAGUCGCUUUGCACUUCCUUAUAUCGUCGGGGGCUCCGAGUCAGUAACAUGUGCAGCUUACGAAAUCUUUAUUUUCCUUUUUGUACAAGUGCUGUGGCCUACACAGUAGCUUUAGGUCUUUUCCUUGCCGUUGGUAGAGAAACAACUGGAAAAAUUCCACAAGGAAAGGUACGUGCUCCUGAAAAUUUUUGUUUUCCGUCAAACGUCUCGAUUUGAGGGCCGCAUUGGGACUACACGAGAGCGAAAGUUGCCAGAUUUCCGAGGGAUCAGACGAAAAAAGUCUUAAACCUAAAAGCAAUAAUAGUAUUAAGUAACAUGGAAAGUUAAGGUCACAUUAUCACCAAUCAGCCAGCUGUAUCAAAAUUUACAAUAGUGCUUCUCUGUUCGUGCAGCGCUAUAAGGUACAUGGACGAGUGAGAGUUGGGUCAACUAUCAUGGGGACCCAGGCCGCGGGCGUUCAGUGUAAAGUAGAUUCUAGCUUACGAUCGGUUGAUAUAUUUAUUUCACCUUCUUGUUUUUCUUACUGUUUUAGGAGGUGGACUUAGAAGCCAUGAUCGGGGGAUCCGUAGAAAAUUUCGCCAAGCACGUCAAAGAAUGGCUGGCGCUUAAAAAGUAAGGCCCUAGGUACUGGAAAAUUAUAAGCCUCAGGUCGAGGUCGAGGCAUUAUUUCCAGUGAAGUUGAUUUAACAAAUUUACUCCGUAAUGAUAUGAUGUUCUUCUUCAUGGGAGUAUGUAGUGAUGUAAAGUCAACUCUCUCUUAACGGACACCUCUUUAAGACGUACAUUUCGCUAGAACGGUCACCUAGAGUUAGUCCCCGCCUUUCUUUACUCCUUCUAGUUGACUGUCCAUAAGAUGGACAUCUCUCUAAGAUGGUCACAUAGGGCUGGUCCCAAUUUGUCAUUAUUAGAGAGAGUUAGUUGUAUGAAUGUAGUAUUAAAGUUCAAUCUUGUCAAACUCCGAAACUUCCACAACCUGAGCAUAGGCUUCUUAUAAGUUCGAAUGAUCGUUGUGUUAAUUCUUUUCUCUUUCUGCAGGUUGUCCAAACCGGUAACGUCUUUUCCCUUUGUCAGUGAAGUCUUCCCCACUCUCCGCGCUGCUCUGGAAGCUCUAAAUGUUCGCUUCACUGAAGAUGAUUGUAAAAAUCUCCCAUCAUUUUAA